GCAAGAAUGCCAGCGGCACGCCUGUGCGUUGCGGCGGCGUCGCGGCGCGCUAUUGGCGCGGCGCCGGCAUCAUUCGGCAAGCAGCUGUGCAGGCUGCUCGCGGUGUCCAGUGCGCGUUCCAGCGUGACGUCAGCAGCCAGCGAGCGAGCCAGCGCCAGCAUGUACGUGGCCGAGGACAGAGGCGCGCCCUACUCGCCGGACUACCGGGUCUAUUUCAAGGACGCGAGCGGGCCCAUCUCGCCGCUGCACGACAUCCCGCUGUGGGCCGACCGCGCGGCGCGGCUGGCGCACAUGGUGGUGGAGGUGCCGCGCUGGAGCAACGCCAAGAUGGAGCUGAGCCUGGCGGAGCCGCUCAACCCCAUCCGCCAGGACGUGAAGCGCGGCGCGCUGCGCUACGUGGCCAACGUGUUCCCGCACCACGGCUACAUCUGGAACUACGGCGCGCUGCCGCAGACGUGGGAGGACCCGCGCCACGCGGACGCGGCCACGCGCGCGCGCGGCGACAACGACCCCAUCGACGUGCUGGAGAUCGGCGCGCGCGUGGCGGCGCGCGGCGACGUGCUGGCCGUCAAGAUCCUGGGCGUGCUGGCGCUCAUCGACGAGGGCGAGACGGACUGGAAGCUGCUGGCCAUCGACGCGCGCGACCCGGCCGCCGCCGCGCUGCACGGCCCGGCCGACGUGGAGGCGCAGUUCCCGGGCCUGCUGCGCGCCACGGUGGAGUGGCUGCGCCUGUACAAGGUGCCGGACGGCAAGCCGCCCAACGCCUUCGCCUUCGACGCCGAGGUGAAGGACGCCGCCUUCGCGCUGCGCGUCGUGGACGAGGUGCACGAGUUCUGGCGCGGCCUGGUCGCCGGCGACGCGGACGCGCCCGACAUCAGCAAGAUGAACGUGACGGUGGAGGGCAGCCCGGGGCGCGUGGAGCGCGCGGACGCGGCGCGCGUGCUGGCCGCCGCGCCGCCCGUCGCGCCGCCGCAGCCGCCGCCGCCGCACGUGGACAAGUGGCAUUACGUGUCGAGCCUGUAGCGUGGUGCGGCGGCGCAGCACGGCACGGCGCGGGGCGGGGUGUCGGCAGUGCGUCACGGGGAGCGGUCCCCGGGCGCGGGCGCGGGCGGGCAGCCUCGGCGUUCCCUUUCCGGCGAGUGAUGUUACAAGUUGUUGUUAACUAAUUUAAGCUAUUAUAUAAAUAUUUUUGUAAA
Maniola jurtina (meadow brown) is the source of this 1196-nucleotide messenger RNA. It is a transcript of the gene Nurf-38, whose product is annotated as inorganic pyrophosphatase. The record is from RefSeq and is a predicted model, not a curated record. The transcript has 4 exons. Gene Ontology annotation, molecular function: magnesium ion binding; inorganic diphosphate phosphatase activity. The coding region runs from base 7 to 1023 and encodes 338 amino acids. Gene Ontology annotation, biological process: phosphate-containing compound metabolic process. Gene Ontology annotation, cellular component: cytoplasm. NCBI's taxonomy places the organism in Eukaryota, Metazoa, Arthropoda, Insecta, Lepidoptera, Nymphalidae.